UCCUCCUGAAUCCCACUUUUCCGACAGCUCGUGAAUGCAGCGGCAGGCUCUGGCUCUGUGAAGAUGGCGGACUGUAUACGUGUUCCUCUGCUUCUGCUUUUGAUGUGCAUCUUCUCCUGCGUGCAUCCGAACCGAGCCGAAAUCAACAAAGGGAACGUUAAAGACGACAACGUCCCGAAUCCACCGGGAGGCCCAGUGCCGCCCGGUGUUAUCCCGGCAGCCGUGGAAAGGAACCUGGGAGCCGGGGCCUCGCUGCCUCGGAGGCGCUCUACCGGCUGGAAGUUGGCUGAGGAGGCGGUGUGCAGGGACGAUCUGACCCGGCUUUGCCCCAAGAAUUCCUGGAAUAAUAAUCUGUCGGUGCUGGAGUGCUUACAGGACAAGAAAGAGGAAACUGAGAUUUCUGCAGAGUGCAACCAUUUGUUGUGGAACUACAAACUGAACCUGACCACUGACCCCAAGUUUGAGUCUGUCGCUGUGGAAGUUUGCAAGAGCACGAUCACUGAGAUCAAAGAAUGUGCUGCGGAGGAGCUGGGGAAGGGCUACCUGGUUUCCUGUUUGGUGGAUCACCGCGGCAACAUCAGCGACUACCAGUGCAAUCAGUACAUCCACAAAAUGACCAGUAUCAUCUUCAGUGACUACCGGCUGAUCUGUGGCUUCAUGGACAAAUGCAAAGAUGACAUCAACUCCCUGCUCUGUGGCUCCAUUAGCACUGGAGAGAAGGAUGUUCACUCUCAGGGGGAGGUGAUCGCAUGUCUGGAAAAGGGCUUGGUGAGGGAGGCAGAGGAGCAGCCUGGAGCUCGCGUCAUAAAGGACGACUGUAAGAAGGCCAUCAUGAGAGUGGCCGAGCUCUCCUCAGAUGACUUCCACCUGGACCGAUACCUGUACUUCGCCUGCAGGGAGGACCGCGAACGCUUCUGUGAGAAUACACUGGCUGGGGAAGGACGAGUUUACAAAUGCCUCUUUAACCAUAAGUUUGAGGAUGCAAUGUCUGAGAGGUGUCGGGAGGCGCUGACAACACGGCAGAAGCUGAUUGCUCAGGAUUACAAAGUGAGCUACUCUCUGGCCAAAUCGUGUAAAUCGGACCUGAGGAAGUACCGCUGCAGCGUAGACACCAACAUGCCCCGAGCGCGAGAGGCACGUCUCUCCUAUCUGCUGCUGUGCCUGGAGUCUGCUGUGCACAGAGGUCGUGUGGUGAGCGGAGAGUGCCAGGGUGAGAUGAUGGACUACAGGAGGAUGCUGAUGGAGGAUUUCUCUCUGAGUCCAGAGAUCGUGCUCCACUGCCGCAGUGAGAUUGAAGGCCACUGCUCUGGGCUGCACCGAAAAGGGCGCACCCUGCACUGCCUCAUGAAGGUCGGCCGCGGGGACAUGGGUGCCAUAGACCCCAACUGUCAGAGAGCGCUCCAGACCCUAAUCCAAGAGGCGGACCCUGGAGCAGACUACAGGAUCGACCGAGCUCUGAACGAGGCGUGCGAGUCCGUCAUCCAGACCGCCUGUAAACACAUUCGCAACGGAGAUCCCAUGAUCCUGUCGUGCCUGAUGGAGCACCUCUACACGGAGAAGAUGGUGGAAGAGUGUGAGCACAGGCUUCUGGAGCUGCAGUACUUCAUCGCAAGAGACUGGAAGUUGGACCCGAUCCUUUAUAAGAAAUGCCAGGGCGAUGCGUCCCGUCUCUGCCACACUCACGGCUGGAACGAGACCAGUGAGAUGAUGCCCCCAGGAGCCAUCUUCUCCUGCCUGUACCGCCACGCCUACCGAUCUGUGGAGCAGGGACGCAGGCAGCCCAGUGGGGAGUCAGAGGAGCUCCAGAACUGGUUUUUGUCCCGAGACUGUAAGGUGGAGGUGCAGAGGAUUCUCCACCAGAGGGCGCUGGAUGUGAAGCUGGACCCGGAGCUCCAAAGACGCUGUAUGACCGACCUAGGGAAGUGGUGCAGUGAGAAGACUGAGGCGGGACAGGAGCUGGAGUGUUUGCAGGACCAUCUGGAGGAUCUGGUCAUGGAUUGUAGAGACGUGGUGGGCAACUUGACUGAGCUUGAAUCAGAGGAUAUUCAGAUUGAGGCCCUGCUGAUGAGAGCCUGUGAACCAGUUAUCCAAGCCCACUGUCAUGAGGUGGCCGAUAAUCAGAUCGACACUGGAGACCUGAUGGAGUGCCUUGUCCAGAACAAACAUGAGAAGGAGAUGAAUGAGAAGUGUCUGGUGGGAGUCACCCAUUUCCAGCUGGUUCAGAUCAAAGAUUUCAGAUUCUCGUACAAGUUCAAAACAGCCUGCAAAGAAGACGUGCUCAAACUGUGCCCCAACAUCAAGAAAAAGGUGGAUGUGGUGAUCUGCCUCAGCACCACAGUGAGGAACGACACUCUGCAGGAUGUUAAAGAGCAGCGCGUCUCCGUCAAAUGUCGCAAACAGCUCCGAGUGGAGGAGGUGGAGAUGUCUGAGGACAUCCGUCUGGACCCAGAGUUGUACGACUCCUGUCAGCCAGACAUCAAGAGGCUGUGUCCAAAUGUCAACUAUGGCAAUGCACAGGUGAUCGAGUGUCUGAAGGAGAACAAGAGGCAACUCACUCAGAGAUGUCACCAGAGGAUCUUCAAACUGCAGGAGGUGGAGAUGGUCGACCCAGAACUAGACUACCAACUCAUGAGGGUCUGCAAGCACAUGAUCAGGCGGUUUUGCACAGAGUCGGAGGGCAAGAACAUGCUCCAGUGUCUCAAGCAGAACAAGAACAGCGAGCUGAUGGAUCCUAAAUGUAAACAGAUGAUCACCAAACGCCAGAUAACACAAAACACAGACUACAGGCUAAACCCAGUCCUGAGGAAAGCCUGUAAAGCUGACAUCCCCAAGUUUUGUCAGUCAAUCCUGAACAAGGCCACAGCUGACACGGAGCUGGAGGGACAGGUCAUCUCCUGCCUCAAACUCAAAUACGCAGACCAGCGCUUGUCUCCAGACUGUGAGGACCAGAUCAGGGUCAUCCUCCAAGAGUCUGCACUGGACUACAGACUGGACCCUCAGCUACAAAUCCACUGCACACAAGAGAUCUCUCGGCUUUGUCCAGAGGAGGCGGCAGCACAGGAGCAGACGGGGCAGGUGGAGGAGUGUCUCAAAGUGAAUCUACUGAAGAUCAAACAGGAGGGCUGUAAGAAGGAGGUGCUGAACAUGCUGAAGGAGAGUAAAGCAGACAUCUUUGUUGACCCUGUUCUACACACAGCCUGUGCUCUGGACAUCAAACAUCACUGUGCUGCCAUCCCACCAGGCAGGGGGCGCCAGAUGUCGUGCCUGAUGGAGGCGCUGCAGGACAAGCGCGUGCGACUGCAGCCAGAGUGUAAGAAGAGGCUCCAGGACCGCAUCGACAUGUGGAGCUAUGCCGCUAAGGUGGCUCCGGCCGAGGGCUUCUCAGACCUGGCCAUGCAGGUGAUGACGUCACCGUCUAAGAACUACAUCCUGACGGUAAUCGGGGCGGGCGUGGCUCUGCUCUUCCUCAUGGGUCUGCUGUGCGGCCGCUUCACCAAGCGAGUCACCCAGGAACUCAAGGACAGGUAGACCCCGCCCAUUUGGGCUCAGGACACGCCCACCAUCGCCCAAACGCCCAAAUAUGGACCUCCCCCUUUUUGGUUUAGCGCUCCCCUGCUGAUCCAUUCGAAAUACUUGUGUUUGUUCUCCUUUUAACAUCGCUAUGGAAGGAGCCAGCGCUGAACUACAUUACCCACAAUCCCCCCAAACAAGUGGAUAAAAUCUGUCUGACUCACCCCUUCUUCCUCAAGAGCGUUCGGACACCCACUACCGCCCACAUUUUUGUUUCUUUUUCUUCCAAUUCUUUCCUACAAAGACGGCCGCCCAUUAGAUACAGUAUUAUUUUGGUCCUUUCUCUGCUGCUUGGGGGGGAGUGGUAAUUGUGGGGAUGAUUUGGGAGGAAAAUGGGAUUUUGAAGCUGUAAAAAUCUAAUGUUAAAGUUUAAAAAUAUGGAGGUAAGGAAGUUCAGGAGCCAAGUGAAAUCUGGGGCAGUGUAAAUGUGUAGAAAUGGGAUGGGAUGGUUAAUGACUCCAGUAUUUUAAAAUGCGUGUGUGAUUGCUUUGGUGAGAAUGUUUGUGUGUGCGAAAAACUGUCUAUUAAUUUUUUCUUUACGUCCACGCUUCAAUGUUUUGUUUUGUUUUUUUGGUUUUGUUUUUUGGCUCUGGAUAGCUUCUUUAACUUUGGCUGAUGAUGUUGAUGUGUGCGCGCUUGAUUUUAUCGCCAUCGGACUGCCAUGCGGGCGGUGCCAACAAACCAGCCCUCCAACCGAGCCACAAAUAUAUAAUAAUUAAAGAACAUCAUGGAAAUGAGAGCUUAGGAGACGUUUUGAAAUUUGAUUUUCUCCCAUUUCAAAUGUGUACCAUGAACACACCACCAAUUUGUCCCAGUUUCAGCAUCUCUGGGAACUUUUUGGCAAACUAGGAAAUCCCUUCAAAUAAUUCUGGCUGUUUUUUUGUCUCUGAUUAGAAAACGCAAUUCAUAAAAAAGAAACUUGUAAAGAAAUAAAACUAUCGUAGAUUAUUGUGGAGAUGUGAACUUUUCUGUGUAAAGAUGAUACUGGAAUCAUUGCACAUUUUUCUUUCUUUCGUUCUUUUUUAUAUCUAUAAAUAUAUAUAUAUAUAUAUAUAUUGUUUUGUCAUAGCCUUAUUUAUUUGUUUACUAAUGAUCAAAGUCAUUGUUUUCUAUGUUUUGAAUGUUCUCUGGUUGCCUUUUGUCCAGCGAGUGGGACAGGCAGAAAGGGGGCGAGGGCAGCAGCUUUAGACCGUAAAUGUAAAGGAAUAGGUUACUGAACACUGGGGAAAGUGAAGGCACAAAUGUACAGUCUCACAGGCACCAUUGUGGCUGUUUUGGUAGAUCUAUAGAAUUGGAUCUGGACCAAGGGGAUCAGCAAGGUAAGCCGGGGCUGGCCUAGGGUAGACAGAAGUAAGGCUGCCAAUACAUAGGCAAGAGGGUGAAGUGCCUUGCCCAAGGACACUAUGGCCACAUGCACUUGGUCAAAGCAGGGGUUGAAGUGACAACUCUCGGGUUAGUGGGACACUGUAUAUGGAAAGUCAGUAAUGAGUUGCAUUGACAUUGAAAAAUUGACCCUGUGCACAACUGUGACGUGCCAGCUUUGUUAGCGUCACUACUCCCUGUCCAAUUCUUUAUGGGGUUUUUUGAAAAGUUGUGCAAAAAACAACAACUUGUAUAACUAGCAGUGGACAGUGAGUUGUGGGUGGAUAUCAAUGACAACAAACCUUUAUAAAUAAAGUGAAUAAUAAAUAUUUCAAUUUUGCCACAAUCUGAAGUAAUCUACGUUUAAAUACAUUUUAAUUUUCUUUUUUCCCCCUAGACUGUGUGCCGCUCUGCCUAUUUAUAGAAGUAUUAAAUGAACCAAUUAUUCCUAUAUAUGUGACAUUUUGAAGACUUUUCCCAUUUGAAAUAUAUUUUGUUUUAAAAUGUUAAUCGCUGUGGCAACUGACCUAAUUUUUGGAUAAGAGUUUUCCCAAUAUCUGACUGGAGCCUGUAUUAGCAGGUAUACUCUUUUCAAUUUUAGCUAGCUCUGUAAAAAUUCAUAUUGUCACUCUCCCUUGAUCCACAUUGUGUUGUCACAUAUCCAGUAACGGCACACUGAAGUUAUGAUUGACACAAGAAGAGGUGCAGCCACUAACUAGCAUACUUUUGUACCCCGCGUCUUUUUGUAGAUCCAACUUUUUAUAUAGUUGAUCAUUAAACACAUCAAGGAUUGCAGGUGUUAGGAUAUGGUGUGGUGUUUUUAAUUGUAUUGGUAGUUUGGGAAUGACCACUGUUGCUUUAAAAAGGAUGCUUGAUAUCUUUGGGAUGGCACACUGAAUGAGUUUUAAAUAGAUGUAUGACAUUUAUGGGUGUAUAGGAAGGCAAGCAAAUCUGACAGGACAAUAAUAUUAGUCUAUAGACGGGUUAUGACUUGAAUGCAGUGAGUUUAUAAAUACAGUACUGUGUCAAUAGUAUACAAAUUUUGUUGUUUUUAAUUUAAAUAAUGCAAUUGACAAGAAUUUAAGUAUCAAGGCACUGGUCCUAUCUUGCACCAAUAAAGAAAAUGGUGCCCAGAUCUCACAAAUAACAAAAAACUAGAAGACCUGAUAUUUGCGCUGUACUGUAGAAUUCAGACGGCGUGUGGCUUAAAUUGCAAUUACAAAGCUGCUUGUGAUGAUCAAGCUUUACAUCAAGCCUCAAGCCAAACAAGAGAACAGCGCCAUCUUGUCUUAGUCAAGAUAUUGCAGCUCAAACGUGUUGUCUAUAGUUUGCGGGGGGAGUUAGCUUUGCUUCUGGCACAUGUUAACCAAAUAUCAGAUGCACAACAUUUCUGACGUUUUGCACAGGAACAUUACACACCAAAUGAAACUGUAUGCAUUUGGAUAACUUCAUUGUUGUUUAGCAUUUUUAUUAUGCAAUUUAGCUUCUCAAAACAUAAUGGCUAAAAUGGAUCUCUAAAUGUAAUGGUUUUGUUUUUUCAAAAUUAACUUUGUUUUGUAAUAUGCCACGUCACCACUAGGCAGCACUAACUUCUACACACUCAAUGAAUUGUGUAUUAGCAGUUUGUUAAAAUGUAUUGUCACUUGCUCCACAUACUCCAUAUUUGGACACAUGUUAAGUAAAGAAGUAAUGCAAGUCCCUGAUUGGUGGAUUUCAGAUUCUAGAAUGUGAUCAUGUGACCUCAUAAUUCCAGAUGGAGGACAACAGCCAGAUUACAUUGUACUUUGCCAUGAAGUUUCUAAAAGGUAAAUUCACAAAUGUUGAACCUGGUCAUUUCUGUUAGUGACUAGACCCCAGAACUCACAAUAUAACAACAAAACCCUGCAUUUUAACAAUAUUAAUUUUAGCUGCCUGCUAAAGCACUACUAAAUCUCCAUUAAAUAUUAUUGGCCUAUAGAAUGUUGAGGUGUAAUCUAAAAUAAAACAGUCAGCAUUGCAAUUUCAAACUCCUAAACUUUAGUACUAAGCUAACCUUGGUUCGAGCUAAAUACUGUUGUCGGAUGCAUAUGUUUUCUUUUUUAUUGAAUUGUUGUGUCCAAAUCACUUAAGAUCAUAUUGGAAAUAUAAUAUUGUAAAAUACUGUUUGCUGGCAUUGGACUAUGUCUAUGCGCAAAUUCGCUAACACUAAUUUUAUAGGACCCAUAUUAAAAUGUAACUAGUUGUUUUGCAUAUUCAUAAGCGGUUAAAUUGAUGUUGGUUCAAGCCUUGUUAAUGUCUGCAAAACCUUAUUCUGCUGCUAAUUAUACAUUUACUAACACUUUCCCAUGAGGACACUCUUUAUUGCUGCUAAUUAAUUAGUAUGACGUUUGGACAGCUUCGUACAUGGAUAUGUUCAAUAGGUAAAAACUACAAAAAAAAUAAUAAUCCUAAAGUCAUAGUAAUAUGCAGUAACUUUACUAGAAUAUAUUAAUUAACACAAAAUUAACCACUUUAUUAAAAAUGAGCAGCUCGUUAGAUGUUAAUAAGUGGACCCUAAAAUAAAGUGUGAAAAUUCUAAUAUUUUCAGCAUUUGUACUGAUUUUUUGUUUAGUUUUUUAAAUACGCUAUUUUUUUCAAUCAUCUUACUUGUGCUUUCUUGUAUCAAACAAACUGGUUAUCAGGCCCCUCCCCUCCUGUGGGCCUGCCCCCUGUACAUGUGUACUAUACUGUGCAUUACUGUAAACUGUUGGAUCUCGUACUAUUGGUUUACUCUGUACAUUGAAGCUUGGUGUGACGAGUGCUGCCCUCCUGCUUGUAAAUGACUCUCUCAAUAUGCCUUUUCUGUUUUCUAAAAGCGUGCCUACUCACCGCUGGUUCCCCAUGUCUAUAAGAACUACAAAUGCUCCCAGAAUCCUUUGCGACGUGGAGGCAGGUGACGCUGUGGCUCUAUGAAUGCGUGAGUGAGUGAAUGAGAUUUGAGUGACUGUAAUGGCCACAGUUUUGGUUGCGAUUUGCCACCGGUCCCUCGCUGUUGUCCAGAGCAAAACGACUUUGAUGAUUUUAGGUUGUGAUGAAACUUUUUGUAAACUGUUUUUGUGUGUCUCAUGAUGCUCCAGAUCAUUGCAUUCAAUUCUCUGUCCACUUUCUGUUGUGUUUUUUUGUUCUGUACAGAUGAAAAAUGGACAGUUUGUUAAUAAUAAUAAAAUCUGCAAGGUUUCUAAA
This is a messenger RNA of Periophthalmus magnuspinnatus, 8133 nucleotides long. RefSeq names its product golgi glycoprotein 1a (gene glg1a). The record is from RefSeq and is a predicted model, not a curated record. The transcript has 26 exons. Gene Ontology annotation, cellular component: Golgi membrane. Gene Ontology annotation, molecular function: fibroblast growth factor binding. Bases 64 to 3528 code for a protein of 1154 amino acids. Lineage: Eukaryota; Metazoa; Chordata; Actinopteri; Gobiiformes; Gobiidae.